ACAAACAUGUUCUUCAAGUACUUCAUCUGUAUUGCACUCGGAGGAAUUCUGUCAAGUUCAGCUGUUCUGUUAGAAGCCAAACCUACUUACCAAAGAACAGAUGAAAUAACUGGUCAGCUGGUGAUAUGUGAGAAGUGCCCACCGGGGACGUUUGUAGAAAAGCACUGUACCAGUUCACAUCCAACAAUAUGUGGGUCCUGCCCAGACUUGCAUUAUACUCAGUACUGGAAUUAUCUUCGGAAAUGUCGUUACUGUAACGUUUUCUGUGUGGAGCAUCAGUACGAAAGGCAACAAUGUAACUCCACACAUAACAGAGUUUGCGAAUGCAAACCUGGUUAUUACUUAGAGUUUGAAUUCUGCCUGAAACACAAAGUGUGCCCCGCUGGUUCUGGCGUGACUAAAGCAGGAACGGCUUUCGAAGACACAAUCUGUGAACAAUGUUCUGAUGACUUUUUCUCUUCAACAUGGUCUAGUUCAGAGCCUUGUAAAGCUCACACAAAAUGUGAUGAAGGUUUAGUGGUUAAUGUCCCAGGUACCCGAUAUCACAACACUCUGUGUACUCCCUGCAAGAAAUAUAUUGGAUGUUCUAUCAAUAAAACCGAUAUGUAA
Mobula hypostoma (lesser devil ray) is the source of this 609-nucleotide messenger RNA. RefSeq names its product tumor necrosis factor receptor superfamily member 6B-like. The transcript has 3 exons. NCBI's taxonomy places the organism in Eukaryota, Metazoa, Chordata, Chondrichthyes, Myliobatiformes, Myliobatidae. Bases 7 to 609 code for a protein of 200 amino acids. Gene Ontology annotation, molecular function: protein binding. The record is from RefSeq and is a predicted model, not a curated record.